CAGGAAACGGCGCGGUCGGGCGCAGGGCUGCCCUUGGAAGAGGCAUCGCUCCGUCAUGGCGCCCCGCACAUUCCCUUUGCUCAAGUGGAUGGCCAAAGCAGGACUGGCUGGCGGUGCCCUCUUCGUGGUUUACUCCCAGGGGCUGCUGGGUGGCAGCGAUAAAGGUGCCCAAGCCCUCCAUAAAGCCAAAGCAGCUGUUCCUCCAGCUGUGGAAGAAUGGACAAAAUAUUUCGGCUGGCAGCUCCCAGAGGUCCCAAAAACUGAAUUUUCUCUCUGCAAUGCCUGGAACUCAGGGGUCCGUACUGCCAUAAGUGCACUUUCCAUCGCCCCCACCAAGAGCCGCGAAUACACACACCAAGGAUGGAAAUACAUCAAGGAACAUGUGAAGUAAAGUCAGCGGGAGCAGCUUUGCGUUCUCUUGCCGUCCAGCCGAAGUCUCUCCGUCCAGCUUUGCAGAAAGUAACCCUGUUUAUAAUUCGGGUUAUAAAAGAGCCACCGGACAGCCUCCUUUUUUUCAUCAGACUGUUCUGACUCUUGAUUUCUGUACUUGGCAAAGCCAGUUCGAGGUCAGGCUGAAGCAGUUGGGCCCCGUCUCUUGGGCCCCGUGUUACCAAAUUAAAGUUGGAAUGUGUGGGUUUGCGAAAAC
Molecule: messenger RNA, 646 nt
Organism: Protobothrops mucrosquamatus (brown spotted pit viper)
Lineage: Eukaryota; Metazoa; Chordata; Lepidosauria; Squamata; Viperidae
Gene: MICOS13
Product: mitochondrial contact site and cristae organizing system subunit 13
Exons: 4
Coding region: 56-391 (111 amino acids)
Biological process (GO): cristae formation
Cellular component (GO): MICOS complex; mitochondrial crista junction
Source: RefSeq, a predicted model, not a curated record